Molecule: messenger RNA, 1173 nt
Organism: Cetraspora pellucida
Lineage: Eukaryota; Fungi; Glomeromycota; Glomeromycetes; Diversisporales; Gigasporaceae
Source: the annotation of a GenBank genome assembly
CCAGAAAUAAAAACAUCACAGUUGCUAUGGUAUUCAAAAGUUGAACCUUUAGCUUUGCAUAUUCGGAAUGUUUCUAAGUUAAUUUACUUACCAAAAUCACAAGUUUCAAUUGACGAAAUGGUUAUUAGAUUUAGAGGAAGAAGUGAACAUACAGUACGAAUUAAAAAUAAACCUACACCAGAGGGAUAUAAAAUAAUUUCAUUAUGUGAUUCGGGGUAUACUUACUAUUUUAUUUUUACAUCCUGUAUUGAAUCUAAUUCUGAAAUUAAUUCAAUUCCAAACAUUAAUAAAAUUGGCUGGUUGGUGUAUCAUCUAAUAUCUCAACUUCCUAAGGACAAAACAUUUGAUAUUUAUAUGGAUAAUUAUUUUACAAGCAUAAAUUUGUUUAGUUAUAUGCAGCAAAAUGGGUAUGAUGGUUGUGGAACAAUAAGAUGUAAUACUUUAAAAUUUCCUAUCUUUUUAAAAAUCAAAAAAUCACAAAAAAUAGAAUGGGAUACUCUUUCUAAAGCAGUUGUAGAUGAUGUAUUAGUUGUGUUCUGGAUGGAUAAUGGUCCAGUAACUAUGUUAACAACUAUACAUAAAAUUUUAGGUGAAGGAUGUCGAGUAGAAAGAGAAAGAAGACGACCACGAACAACUAGUACUAAUGCUAAUAAAGUACGUAGUGUGUUUGGUAAUGCAAGUAAAAAAAUUCUUCCCAUCCCUACCAUAAUUGAUGAUUACAAUUAUCAUAUGGGUGGUGUAGAUGUAACCGACCAAUUAAGGGGUUAUUAUGGUACACAAGUACCUGUACGUCGCACUUGGAUGCCAUUAUUUUUUUGGCUUCUUGAUACUAGUAUCGUUAAUACAUUUCUUAUUUCAAAAGCUCUUAACUUAAUCAUAGUUCACAAAGAUCUUAGAAUAAACUUAGUGUGGAGUUUAAUAGAAGAAUCGUUAGACAUGAGCCAAAAAUUACAUACCCGAAACAAAAAAGCAAAGAUUCAAUCAGAAUUACAUAAUCAAAAUUCAAAAAAACAACCAUUUUAUGUUACCAAAAAAUUUGAAUUACCUAUUGAUCGUUUACUUCCACAAAGUCACUACCCAAUAUAUCGUGAAGAGAGAGGUUCUUGUGUUUGGUGUCGGUUUCAAUAUAUGUCCGAAUAUGGAAAACAUGACAAGAAUUCACCACAAAGCCAG